Molecule: messenger RNA, 12724 nt
Organism: Coregonus sp. 'balchen'
Lineage: Eukaryota; Metazoa; Chordata; Actinopteri; Salmoniformes; Salmonidae
Source: the annotation of a GenBank genome assembly
CUUCCUUGGUAACCCACAUUGAAACAGAUCGCUUCUGUGUGUUUUGAGUUACUGCGCCUUUUCUAAAGGUGAAUAAAUAACGAUCAAGGGGGCAUUUUUGUUUGCUUUUAUUGCUUUCUUAUAAGACGUUCAUAAAAAAACACAGCCAUGAAGAUCGAGGAAGUCAAAAGUACCACGAAAACCCAGCGCAUCGCGUCUCACAGCCAUGUGAAAGGACUCGGGCUGGACGAGGCCGGGAACGCAAAGCAAAAUGCGUCAGGUCUUGUCGGACAGGAGACCGCAAGAGAGGUAGGAAAACCAGCAAGCUAUAUGCCAAGCUAACUUUUAGCCACUGUUUUUAAGAAAUCACGUUACUUUGAAUGGCAUUUUUCUUUGAUUUAUUCUUUAUUAUUAUAUUUCUCAUUUUCAAUAAAACAACUACCAACUGGGCUUGGUAUGUUCUUUAAAAAUAAUAAUAAUAAUCUGUCAACAGGCUUGUGGUAUUAUUGUGGAACUGAUCCGCUCAAAGAAGAUGUCGGGAAGGGCAGUUUUACUUGCUGGACCCCCCGGUACAGGAAAGGUAGACAAAAUGUUACUGCAGUACUUAAAUGAUACACCGAAGUCUUAAUUGUGAAAUGUCUGAUAUGCUUACUGUGUCUCCUGGCCUCCACAGUAGUAGAAAGAAUACAAGACUUGAGAGACUUUGACCAACCCUACUUUGCUCCAUCUCUUUCCCCCCUGCAGACCGCCCUGGCUUUGGCUAUGGCACAGGAGCUCGGCAACAAGGUGCCCUUCUGCCCCAUGGUGGGCAGUGAGGUCUACUCUUCUGAGAUCAAGAAAACAGAAGUGCUGAUGGAGAACUUCAGGAGGGCCAUAGGUGAGGGGCCACACACAAACACAGGGCCACUGGGAAUGGAUCACACACACACUAGUGCUGAGCGAGUUGUGCUUUUUGAGGUAGUUUUGGUUAGAUUAUAAAAAAACUUAUCCCGGUUUUUGAUUUCGUUUUCAAUUUUUAUUUUUUUAUUUUAAAGCUGCAAUAUGUCACCUUUUGGGCGACCCGACUAAAUGCACAUAGUAAUGUGUUAUAGUCCUAUCAUUCUCAUUGAAAGCAAGUCUAAGAAGCGGUAGAUCUAUUCUAUGUGCGCUAUUUCUAUGCUUCCCGUUCUUAAGUUUUGUUUUUGUGUCUUACUUUUACUGAAAAUACAACAUUGUUGGUUAUUGAAAAUACAUUUCACAGCGGUUUAGAUGGUACGAUGAUUCUCUACACUAUACAUUGCUUGUUUUGUCACAUAAAGGCGGGCUAUUAUAAUUUUAGCAACCAGGAAAUGGCGUUGCGAUUUCUGCAUAUUGCACCUUUAAAUUCAUUAUAUGGGUUAAAUGCUGUAACAACACAGAAUAAAACAAUUAAUAAAAGUCCCAUGAUGGUAGUGACUGCCCAUUACUGCUAAUCACUUAUUAACCAUCAUUUAUUCACAUUACUUUAAUAAAAUAUUAUUAUUACGUUUGUUUUAUUUGAUGACUUUAUUAUUUAAUUCCAAGUCAUCAUAUAAUCUCUAUAGAGCUGCUGUCUGACAAAGUCACUAUUUUAGUAGUUAAUCAAAGUAAGUAAGCCAUACUUUAAUUACUGCAGAAUACCAACUAACAAUGACUUAGAUCAUGUAUUUUGAGGCAGAGAUACCUCGAAGUAACUGCUCUCUAGCCCUCUCGGUUAUGCAUUCUUCUCUCUUUUACGUAGCAGGCGUAAAAGAAACACAGACCAGACAAGUAGACGCGCAAUGGAUUAUGGUCAUUGUAGUUAAUUACCACGUUUAAUGUGUGAAACUAUACUGAACAAAAUAUAAAUGCAACAUACAACAAUUUCAAGAUUUUACUGAGUUAUAGUUCAUAUAAGGAAAUCAGUCACUUGAAAUAAAUAAAUUAGGCCCUAAUCUAUGGAUUUCACAUGACUGGGCAGGGGCCCAGCCAAUCAGAAUGAGUUUUUCCCCACAAAUGGGCUUUAUUACAGACAUAAAUACUCUUCAGUUUCAUCAGCUGUCCGGGUGAAAUCCCGCAGGUGAAGAAGCCGGAUGUGGAGGUCCUGGGCUGGCGUGGUUACACGUGGUCUGUGGUAUUUAGUCUGGUUGGACGUACUGCCAAAUUCUCUAAAACGACGUUGGAGGCGGUUUAUGGUAGAGAAAUAAACAUACAAUUAUCUGACAAAGCUCUGGUGGACAUUCCUGCAGUCAGCAUGCCAAUUGCACGCUCCCUCAAAACUUGAGACAUCUGUGGCAUUGUGUUGUGUGACAAAACUGCACAUUUUAGAGUGGCUUUUUAUUGUCCCCAGCACAAGGUACACCUGUGUAACGAUCAUGCUGUUUAAUCAGCUUCUCGAUAUGUCACACCUAUCAGGUGGAUGGAUUAUUUUGGCAAAGGAGAAAUGCUCACUAACAGGGAUGUAAACAAAUUUCUGCACAACAUUUGAGAUAAAUAAGCUUUUUGUGCAUAUGGAACAUCUCUGGGAUCUUUUAUUUCAGCUCAUGUCACAUGGGACUUUACAUGUUGCGUUUAUAUUUUUGUUCAGUAUAUGUAGAAUAUUGGCCUGUUGGAAAUUACAAUUCCCUACUACAUCGCACAGUUUGGGCUUGAUCUGAUUUAUCUCGAGAAACUGCGCAAUGAGCCCACAGAAAAACAAAAACAAAAUGGAAUUAAAAUAAUUGAACCGACGUCGGUCAAUUAGUUGUUUAAAAAACAGACAAACAAAAAAAUGUGGUUGAUCGCUCAGCACUAACACACGCUCAUAAGCUUGGGUCAAUUGGAGACCAGAUAAAGCUGCACCCUUCAUUCACCUGCUGCACCACCAUCAGAAUAGACUCCAGAACCAGGUGUUCUCCUCCACACUCCUCCUACUGGGCUGAGAAGCAGGACAAGGGGAGGGUAUCAGUGUGGCUGUUGACACUGGGGAGGAAGGCCUUGGAGAGGGAUUGGGGGAAGGGGUUUGUUGGAGUGUUGACAUUACCUGUCACAGAGAAGGAAAUGGAGCGUGGGUUGAGAGCGGAGUGGUGGUCCGCACCCUCACCCCUCCCCAGGACAGAACACACAAGCAUUACGAUGGAGGAAAAGGGCGUGGUACAUUCUGAGCCUGUCGACACCCCCCUGAUAAGAGCACUCUGACAGACGGCCUCUCCCUCAGAAGUGUGUCUCUCACUCCCAGCCCCCCCGCCACUCACACACCGAGAGGCUGUAUGCAGGAGGAACAAGGGCUACAGUGUGAUCACAUUACACCGAGAGAGGACCAUGCACUGUACACACACUCACACACACACUGUCUCACAUUCUCCAAUAAAUUAUCCGCCAGGUAGACCAAAGGAUGUGGCGGUUUUAUUGAUUCAAGAGAAUAAAGGCUUUACAUAGUUCAUUCAGUGUGUGUGACCCUGACCCUGUUCUCCCUCCUCCAGGGCUGCGUAUUAAGGAGACCAAGGAGGUGUAUGAGGGGGAGGUUACAGAGCUGACCCCCUGUGAGACGGAGAACCCCAUGGGUGGUUACGGGAAGACCAUCAGUCACGUCAUCAUCGGACUGAAGACCGGCAAGGGCACCAAGCAGCUCAAGGUCAGGCACGAGUCAGAGGCUAGACCAGUCCAUAUAGGAGUUGCCCAUGUGUCUCACUGUCUGUGUCUCUGUGUUGUUUGUUUAGCUGGACCCCAGUAUUUAUGAGAGCCUGCAGAAGGAGCGUGUGGAAGUGGGAGAUGUCAUCUACAUUGAAGCAAACAGUGGCGCCGUCAAAGUAUCAGUACACUUCCACUUAUUACAGUACACUUCUAUACAAACACUCGCUUUGAAAAGGCUCCCAUACACAAAUUACACAUUUGCAAUGGCUCAAACAUUUAAGUCCAAAGUAAUUGUACACAUACUAUACAAAGUAGUAAGUAGAUAAACUAACAAACAAGUACACAAACUAAGAAUACACAACAAAAAAAACGACACUAAAAGAACACAGUGCGCCUUCCUCCUGGCCCAGUUUCAUCUCUCUACUGUAGGCAUUCCUACAUCUCUUCAUUGCCCCCAGAUUUUAUUCCCCCUAUCUCUCCAUCUCUCCUCCGCUCCCUCUGUUCUGGUGGAAGGGCCUCAUGGCUUAGUUUGACGCGUGUUGACGGCUUCUUUAAAUCAGUGCAGGUGGGCCGAGGGUGUAGGUGGGCUGGGGGGGCUGAGGGUGUAGGUGGGCCGAGGGUGCAGGUGGGCCGAGGGUGCAGGUGGGCUGGGGGGGCAGGUGGGCUGGGGGGGCCGAGGGUGUAGGUGGGCUGGGGGGGCAGGUGGGCUGGGGGGGCCGAGGGUGUAGGUGGGCUGGGGGGGCCGAGGGUGUAGGUGGGCUGGGGGGGCAGGUGGGCUGGGGGGGCCGAGGGUGUAGGUGGGCUGGGGGGGCCGAGGGUGUAGGUGGGCAGGUGAGGGAGGGAGGGAUGGUCCUUAUAUUUGAUGCUGUUGACAGCCCCCGGAGGACCCUCCCUGACUCUUACUCUUUCAUCCCCCCACCUCUUUCAUGCCCUCCUUGAGUUGGCAUGGAGUCAUACACCUGCUCUCCCUCCUCCUCCCAUCCCUUCUUUUUGUUCCCCUAUGAAGUGAUUGGCCUAGUUUCAGCCACCUGACCACCUCUGAUGGGAUUGGCCUAGUUUCAGCCACCUGACCACCUCUGAUGGGAUUGGGUUAAUAUUUGAUGCCUGUGUUCUGUGUUGAACCGUUCCUUCCAUGUGUCUGUGUGGGGUGUGGUCAGAGACAAGGUCGGUGUGACACAUUUGCCACAGAGUUUGACCUGGAGGCUGAGGAGUACGUGCCGCUGCCUAAGGGGGACGUCCACAAGAAGAAAGAGAUCAUCCAAGACGUCACACUACAUGACCUGGAUAUUGCCAACGCUAGACCACAGGUACACACACACACAGUCUCCCCUAGACCCUGAUUCAAGUGAAUAUGAGACUGCACUGUAGAUAUACACUUAGAAAAUAUAUAUGCAGUGAGGUUACUCUCCUCGCAGGGAGGUCAAGAUAUCCUGUCUAUGAUGGGACAACUGAUGAAGCCCAAGAAGACAGAGAUCACAGGUAAGACCUGAAGCAUGUAGCCUAACAUUUUAAAACCCACAACCCUAGUUAUAUCCUUGGAGUAAUAGCAGGUUGUACUUUCAAAAUCCUAACCCCUCCCCCCAAUAAACAUCACUCAAAAGAACCCCACCCUUUCUGCUCUGUCCUUGCCUUUUGAUUGGCUCCCUUGCCUGAUCCCUGGCUCUUCAUUGGCCCUUCCUGCUGUCCAUUAGACAAGCUGCGAGCUGAGAUCAACAAGGUAGUAAACCGCUACAUUGACCAGGGUGUGGCUGAGCUGGUCCCCGGGGUGCUGUUUGUGGACGAGGUGCACAUGCUGGACAUCGAGUGUUUCACCUACCUCCACCGAGCCCUGGAGAGCACCAUCGCACCCAUCGUAGUGUUCGCCUCCAAUAGGGGCAACUGCCUCAUUAGGUGGGUGGGUGUGCUAAUGUGCAUGCAGGGGAUUGCCUCUCCCAGUCAGUUUGAAUGUGAGUUACUGUGACUGUCUGUUUUGGAAGCUAUAAAAAUAAAUAAAGUUGCACACUCUACAGCUGCACCAUCGAGAGCAUCCUGACUGGUUGCAUCACCGCCUGGUAUGGCAACUGCUUGGCCUCCGACCGCAAGGCACUACAGAGGGUAGUGCGUACGGCCCAGUACAUCACUGGGGCCAAGCUUCCUGCCAUCCAGGACCUCUAUACCAGGCGGUGUCAGAGGAAGGCCCUCAAAAUUGUCAAAGACUCCAGCCACCCUAGUCAUAGACUGUUCUCUCUGCUACCGCACGGCAAGCGGUACCGGAGUGCCAAGUCUAGGUCCAAAAGACUUCUCAACAGCUUCUACCCCCAAGCCAUAAGACUCCUGAACAGCUAAUCAUGGCUACCCGGACUAUUUGCACUGCCCCCCCACCCCCCACCCCAUAUUUUUACGCUGCUGCUACUCUGUUUAAUUAUUUAUGCAUAGUCACUAUAACUCUACCCACAUGUACAUAUUACUUCAACUACCUCAACUAGCCGGUGCCCCCGCUCAUUGACUCUGCACCGGUACCCCCGUGUAUAUAUAGCCUCCCUACUGUUAUUUUACUUUACGUGUUUUAUUUUUUCAACACUUUUUUGUUGUUUUAUUUUACUUUUUUUUUUUUUUUUUUUAUAAAUGCACUGUUGGUUAAGGGCUGUAAGUAAGCAUUUCACUGUAAUGUCUGCACCUGUUGUAUUCGGCGCAUGUGGCCAAUAAAAUUUGAUUUGAAACAUUUUAAUGGUUAUAGCAACCUAUUACUCUGUUUACUAGCCUUUCUGUUGUGUGGUUGGUUGGUUAUCAGGGGGACAGAGGACAUCAGCUCUCCCCAUGGCAUUCCUCUGGACCUGCUGGACAGAGUCAUGAUCAUCCGCACCAUGCUCUACACACCACAGGAGAUGAAGCAGGUGUGUGUGUGUGUGUUAUCACAUCUGAGAUGGCAUUCCUACAUAUGAAGUGUGUGUGUGAGUGAUGGUAUGUUAAUAUAUUAAGUAUGUGGUCACUGUGGCGUGAUGCUGAGAGCGUGUGUGUUCUCUGUAGAUCAUUAAGAUUCGUGCUCAGACUGAGGGGAUCAACAUCAGUGAGGAGGCACUCAGUCACCUGGGAGAGAUCGGAACCAAGACCACACUCCGGUAACACUCACCAGUCGGUUACUCUGUGCACACACUCCAUUGUCUCUAGUGCAGGGGUCUCCAACAGGUAGAUCACUAGCUACCAGUAGCUCGCAGCCCACCUAUGAGUAGCUCGCCAAAUAAUUCAGAAAAUACUGUUUUGCUUGUCAGCAAUCAAGUUUUCAAGAUAUGUAACUUUCAAAAUACAGAAAUCAUCCCCGUAUGCAUCAUAUGGGGAUGAUUUCUGUAUUUUGAAAGUUACAUACAGUAUCGUAAACUUGAUUGCUGACAAGCAAAACAAUUUGAGACUAUGUCAACAAUGGACUAAUGAAACAAACAACAAAAUAUCGUUUUUGGGUGGAGUUUUCCUUUAAUAAGUGGACUUUGCUCUUCACUCAUGUACAGUUGAAGUCGGAAGUUUACAUACACUUAGGUUGGAGUCAUUAAAACUCGUUUUUCAACAACUCCACAAAUUUCUUGUUAACAUACUAUAGUUUUGGCAAGUCGGUUAGGACAUCUACUUUGUGCAUGACACAAGAAAUUUUUCCAACAAUUGUUUACAGAGAUUAUUUCACUUAUAAUUCACUGUAUCACAAUUCCAGUGGGUCAGAAAUUUACGUACACUAAGUUGACUGUGCCUUUUAAACAGCUUGGAAAAUUCCAGAAAAUGAUGUCAUGGCUUUAGAAGCUUCUGCUAGGCUAAUUUACAACAUUUGAGUCAAUUGGAGGUGUACCUGUGGAUGUAUUUCAAGGCCUACCUUCACACGCAGUGCCUCUUUGCUUGACAUCAUGGGUAAAUCAAAAGAAAUCAGCCAAGACCUCAGAAAACAAUUGUAGACCUCCACAAGUCUGGUUCAUCCUUGGGAGCAAUUUCCAAACGCCUGAAGGUACCACAUUCAUCUGUACAAACAAUGGUACGCAAGUAUAAACACCAUGGGACCACGCAUCCGUCAUACCGCUCAGGAAGGAGACGCGUUCUGUCUCCUAGAGAUGAACGUACUUUGGUGCGAAAAGUGCAAAUCAAUCCCAGAAGAACAGCAAAGGACCUUGUGAAGAUGCUGGAGGAAACAGGUACAAAAGUAUCUAUAUCCACAGUAAAACGAGUCCUAUAUCGACAUAACUUGAAAGGCCGCUCAGCAAGGAAGAAGCCACGUUUCCAAAACCGUCAUAAAAAAGCCAGACUACGGUUUGCAACUGCACAUGGGGACAAAGAUCUUACUUUUUGGAGAAAUGUCCUCUGGUAUGAUGAAACAAAAAUAGAACUGUUUGGCCAUAAUGACCAUCUUUAUGUUUGAAGGAAAAAGGGGGUACUUGCAAGCCGAAGAACACCAUCCCAACCGUGAAGCACGGGGGUGGCAGCAUCAUGCUGUGGGGGUGCUUUGCUGCAGGAGGGUCUGGUGCACUUCACAAAAUAGAUGGCAUCAUGAGGAAGGAAAAUUAUGUGGAUAUAUUGAAGCAACAUCUCAAGACAUCAGUCAGGAAGUUAAAGCUUGGUCGCAAAUGGGUCUUUCAAGUGGACAAUGACCCCAAGGAUACUUCCAAAGUUGUGGCAAAAUGGCUUAAGGACAACAAAGUCAAGGUAUUGGAGUGGCCAUCACAAAGCCCUGACCUCAAUCCUAUAGAAAAUGUGUGGGCAGAACUGAAAAAGCAUGUGCGUGCAAGGAGGCCUACAAACCUGACUCAGUUACACCAUCUCUGUCAGGAGGAAUGGGCCAAAAUUCACCCAACGUAUUGUGGGAAGCUUGUGGAAGGCUACCCAACAUGUUUGACCCAAGUUAACCAAUUUAAAGGCAAUGCUACCAAAUACUAAUUGACUGUAUGUAAACUUCUGACCCACUGGGAAUGUGAUGAAAGAAAUAAAAGCUGAAAUAAAUCAUUCUCUAUACUAUUAUUCUGACAUUUCACAUUCGUAAAACAUGUGUAUUCUGUCUCCCGAGUGGCGCAGUGGUCUAAGGCUAGCUGUGCCACUAGAGAUCCUGGUUCGAAUCCAGGCUCUGCUGUAGCCGGCCGCAACCGGGAGACCAAUGGGGCGGCGCACAAUUGGCCCAGCGUCGUCCAGGGUAGGGGAGGGAAUGGCCGGCAGGGAGGUAGCUCAGUUGGUAGAGCAUGGCGUUUGCAACGCCAGGGUUGUGGGUUCGAUUCCCACGGGGGGCCAGUAUGAAAAAAAUUAAAAUUUAAAAAUACAAAUAAAAUAAAACAAAUAAGAAUAAUGUAUGCACUAACUGUAAGUCGCUCUGGAUAAGAGCGUCUGCUAAAUGACGUAAAUGUAAAAUAAAGUGGUGAUCCUAACUGACCUAAGACAGGGAAUUUUUACUAGGAUUAAAUGUCAGGAAUUGUGAAAAACGGAAUUUAAAUGUAUUUGGCUAAGGUGUAUGUAAACUUCCGACUUCAACUGUAGUAGCCUGUCCUUCUUACCAAAUGCCUGUGACAUGUCUGAUAAUCAAUCAAUGUGAUUUUGUUUCACUGAAUCUCCAUCUGUAUAUUUGGUUAAUUGAUCUCUGGCUGGGCAAGUGGAGGUGGUAGCUCAUUUAUACUCAUCCAUCACUGAUCAGAAACAUUUAGCAUGCAACAAUGUCAAAUCUAAUUUUAUUGGUCACGUACACAUAUUUAGCAGAUGUUAUUGCAGGUGUAGCGUAAUGCUUGUGUUCUUAGCUCCAACAGUGCAGUAAUAUCUAACAAUACACACAAAUCUAAAAAGUAAAAUAAUAUAAUUAAGAAAUAUAGAAAUGUUAGGACAAGCAAUGUCAGAGUCCGGCGUAUAAAUAUAUGUAUGAUGGGAUGUAUAGACAUUGAUAGAAUAUAUAUAGUAUAUCUGAAGAAUACGUGGAUAGAAUAGUAUAUGUACAGCAAUAGUUAAGUAGGAUGGCCUUGACUAGAAUACAGUAUAUACAUAUGAAAUGGGUAAAACAGUAUGUAAACAUUAUUAACGUGACCAGUGUUCCAUGUUAUGUACAUAGGGCAGCAGCCUCUAAGGUGCAGGGUUGAGUAACCGGGUGACAGCUGGCUAGUAACAGUGACUAAGGUUCAGGGCAGGGUACUGGGCGGAGGCUGGCUAGUGGUGACUAUUUAACAGUCUGAUGGCCUGGAGAUAGAAGCUGUUUUUCAGUCUUUCUGUCCCAGCUUUGAUGCACCUGUACUGAUCUCACCUUCUGGAGGUCAGUACAGGUGUGGACAGGCCAUGGUGGCUGAGGUCCUCUUCUUGGCCUUCCUGUGACAUCGGGUGCUGUAGAUGUCCUAGAGGGCAGGCAGUGUGCCACCGGUGAUGCUUUGGGCAGACCGCACCACCCUCUGGAGAGCCCUGCGGUUGCGGACGGUGCAGUUGCCGUAUCAGGUGGUGAUACAGCCUGACAGGAUGCUCUCAAUGAUGCAUCUAUCUAUAAAAGUUUGAGGGUCUUAGGGGCCAAGCAGAAUUUCUUCAGCCUCCUGAGGUUGAAGAGGCGCUGUUGCGCCUUCACCACACUGUCUGUGUGGGUGGACCAUUUCAGAUUGUCAGUGAUGUAGCCUAAAUCAUGUGGAUUAUUUUGCUCUUGACUCACCAUAUAGUAGCCUUAUACACUGCUCAAAAAAAUAAAGGGAACACUAAAAUAACACAUCCUAGAUCUGAAUGAAUGAAAUAAUCUUAUUAAAUAUUUUUUUCUUUACAUAGUUGAAUGUGCUGACAACAAAAUCACACAAAGUAUCAAUGGAAAUCAAAUUUAUCAACCCAUGGAUGUCUGGAUUUGGAGUCACCCUCAAAAUUAAAGUGGAAAACCACACUACAGGCUGAUCCAACUUUGAUGUAAUGUCCUUAAAACAAGUCAAAAUGAGGCUCAGUAGUGUGUGUGGCCUCCACGUGCCUGUAUGACCUCCCUACAACGCCUGGGCAUGCUCCUGAUGAGGUGGCGGAUGGUCUCCUGAGGGAUCUCCUCCCAGACCUGGACUAAAGCAUCCGCCAACUCCUGGACAGUCUGUGGUGCAACGUGGCGUUGGUGGAUGGAGCGAGACAUGAUGUCCCAGAUAUGCUCAAUUGGAUUCAGGUCUGGGGAACGGGCGGGCCAGUCCAUAGCAUCAAUGCCUUCCUCUUGCAGGAACUGCUGACACACUCCAGCCACAUGAGGUCUAGCAUUGUCUUGCAUUAGGAGGAACCCAGGGCCAACCGCACCAGCAUAUGGUCUCACAAGGGGUCUGAGGAUCUCAUCUCGGUACCUAAUGGCAGUCAGGCUACCUCUGGCGAGCACAUGGAGGGCUGAAAGAAAUGCCACCCCACACCAUGACUGACCCACCGCCAAAUCGGUCAUGCUGGAGGAUGUUGCAGGCAGCAGAACGUUCUCCGCGGCGUCUCCAGACUCUGUCACAUGUGCUCAGUGUGAACCUGCUUUCAUCUGUGAAGAGCACAGGGCGCCAGUGGCGAAUUUGCCAAUCUUGGUGUUCUCUGGCAAAUGCCAAACGUCCUGCACGGUGUUGGGCUGUAAGCACAACCCCCACCUGUGGACGUCGGGCCCUCAUACCACCCUCAUGGAGUCUGUUUCUGACCGUUUGAGCAGACACAUGCACAUUUGUGGCCUGCUGGAGGUCAUUUUGCAGGGCUCUGGCAGUGCUCCUCCUUGCACAAAGGCGGAGGUAGCGGUCCUGCUUCUGGGUUGUUGCCCUCCUACGGCCUCCUCCACGUCUCCUGAUGUACUGGCCUGUCUCCUGGUAGCGCCUCCAUGCUCUGGACACUACGCUGACAGAUAGCAAACCUUCUUGCCACAGCUCGCAUUGAUGUGCCAUCCUGGAUGAGCUGCACUACCUGAGCCACUUGUGUGGGUUGUAGACUCCGUCUCAUGCUACCACUAGAGUGAAAGCACCGCCAGCAUUCAAAAGUGACCAAAACAUCAGCCAGGAAGCAUAGGAACUGAGAAGUGGUCGGUGGUCACCACCUGCAAAACGAGUCCUUUAUUGGGGGUGUCUUGCUAAUUGCCUAUAAUUUCCACCUGUUGUCUAUUCCAUUUGCACAACAGCAUGUGACAUUUAUUGUCAAUCAGUGUUGCUUCCUAAGUGGACAGUUUGAUUUCACAGAAGUGUGAUUGACUUGAAGUUACAUUGUGUUGUUUAAUUGUUCCCUUUAUUUUUUUGAGCAGUGUAUAAUCUAUCCACCAUCAAGCUGUGAGAGUGCAUCCUGUUUUAUCUGUCUUUUAUCUGGACUAUUCAAGAUACACACAGGAAACUGUUGAGCAUGAAAAACCCAGCAGAGUUGCAGUUCUUGACACAAACUGGUGCGCCAGGCACCUACUACCAUACCUCGUUCAAAGGCACUUAUGUUUUUUGUCUUGCCCAUUCACCCUCUGAAUGGCACACAUACACAAUCCAUGUCUCAAGGCUUAAACAUCCUCUUUAAUCUUUCUCCUCCCCUUCAUCUACACUGAAGUGGAUUGAACAAGUGACAUCAAUAAGGGAUCAUAGCUUUCCCCUGGAUUCACCUGGUCAGUCUGUCAGGGAAAGAGCAGGUGUUCUUAAUGUUUUGUAUACUCAGUGUAUAUCAUGAUUAUUUGUAUCAAUCGGCUGGACUUUUGUUUUGCAAACUGUCAUGACAUAUGCAGCAGCAAAGACAUCACUAGACCAGCACAUUCUUCUCUUGCAAAAUGAGCAAUUUUCAGCCCUCAAAAUGUGUAUUCUGAUGUGAUUUAAGCAUUGACAUGGAUUCCAAAAAUCCAAUUUCAUUGUUUCUCUAUGAAUAAUUGUAAUUUUGAGUGAAAAUCCCCCCCAAAAAUCCCAAACCAGGAAAAAUUAAACUGAGAAAACGGAAUUAGGAAAAUAAAGAGUGCCUAUUUGAAUGCUAGGGAAAAAAUGGAGUAGCUCGUGACAUCUUUCAUAAUUUUAAAGUAGCUCUCAUGCUAGAAAAGGUUGGAGAGACCCCUGCUCUAGUGUGUGUAUUGACUCACCCACCGCUCUCCUCUGUCAGGUAUGCGGCGCAGUUGCUGACUCCAGCCAGUCUGUUAGGCAGAGUCCAGGGGAAGGAGGGAGUAGAGCGGGAGCAGGUGGAAGAGAUCAACGAACUCUUCUACGAUGCCAAGUCCUCCGCUAAGAUCCUCCAGGACCAGCAGCACAAAUUCAUGAAAUAA